AUGGACGACGACGCGGUGCUACCGUCGUCACCACCGCACGCGAUCGCGACCAACCCCCCAAGUCCGCCUUUUUUCGAACCUCGACGGUACGGCGCGAUUUGGCCUAAGUCGAGUUCACCGCCCCCGCUCUUUUCCAGCGACGAUUCUGGCGAAACACCCGACAUCACAAACUACGAGUCUCCACGCAUCUUCAAAAACAAGCGCAAAGGUGCUUGGUAUGAGACAGACAAUGGCGAUUCGACUCGAAACACACCAGAACCCAAGAAGACGAAAAUUUCGCGUAAUUAUGAUUCGGGCAUCUGCAUGAUGAGCGACAACAGCGAUGGCUCCGUAGAUCCCCUACCAGAGCACAAGUCGCCAUUUUCGUUUGCUGCUGAGGCUGUCGAUGAGGACGAGCCAGAGCCGAUGAGCAUGACUGAGGCUGCCUUCUACUCUACUUUGAGAGCAGGCUUGGAUGGAGAUUGUCAGAAUUACGACUUCCAAGGAUUGGAUCUCGAUGACACCGACAUAAAGCAGAUAGGUGAUUUGAAUAGCGUGAUCAAGAAUGUUCCAGACCCUGGUAACGACCUGCCCGCAGAAGGCCAAUACCGUUCCAUGGUACCAGAGCUGUACAUCAAUCUAAGUCAGAACUCUCUGAUACGCAUGACACCAUCGCUCUUCAACCUGCAACAUCUCACCACAUUGGUGCUAAGAAACAAUCAGAUUAGCGAACUGCCCUCGCACAUUAGUCAACUACGCAAUCUCCAGGAGCUCGACGUGUCCUUGAACAAACUCGAAUAUCUACCGUUUGAGCUCCUCCGGGUUCUGGCGCCUCAUGGAAAGCUGGCACAUCUCACCACCCUUGGGAAUCCCCUAAUCGAAAAAGUAUCACAAGAUCGGUAUCGAAAACUUGAAGAGCGUCACACAUUCACAUCUUCUACUCUAGACGAUUACCCACCGUUACAUUCAUGUCCCGAUCGCGAAGCGCUUGUCUGGCAUAUACGUUAUAUUGAGUCGAUGGAAACUUUUCUCGAUGCUGCCAAGUUGAAGCACACAACAGGUCUGGAUAGCCCAGAUGAGCGCAUCUUUGCGCAUCAUCCUGCAGGUCCUAUCGCAGCAGAUUGGCCUACACCUCGAUACAUCGCAAGGUCUCUUGUCUCGUAUUUCGAUCAGGCCGGUCAGCUUGUCAAAGGAUCACCCGCGCCAUCUUCAUCGAGCACAAGCAACCUCCCCGUCAUUGUCGAGACAUCUAAGGGCGCAUUUGGCGUCCCGUCAACUCCUAUCUUCGCGCCGCUCGCACCAUCUCGGAUAUCAUCCCUACUCACCAAGUCUAUUGACACUGCACUCGCGAACAUCAGCGUCGAAGACACAAGGGAACGGUUAGGUGAUCCUGUGCCUUUCGUUGCGGCCGCAAUCUUUGCGCGAGCAUUGCACAACGAUGGGGAUGUAGGCUUUGGCUACUUCCGUCAGUGCCAUGUGUGCAAAAGUAACUACAUCGUGGCGAGAGCAGAGUGGAUCGAGUUCUGGAACACAAGCCACAUGGUCGUCUACCCGUUCAAGGUGCAGGUCUGCUCCUGGGGCUGCGUGCCGUCUGAGAUGACGAGAAGGCCGAAUAAAGAGUUGACGUGGUAA
Messenger RNA from Boeremia exigua, 1611 nucleotides. RefSeq lists its product as uncharacterized. Lineage: Eukaryota; Fungi; Ascomycota; Dothideomycetes; Pleosporales; Didymellaceae. Bases 1 to 1611 code for a protein of 536 amino acids. The transcript has a single exon. Gene Ontology annotation, molecular function: protein binding. The record is from RefSeq and is a predicted model, not a curated record.